Molecule: messenger RNA, 1268 nt
Organism: Diuraphis noxia (Russian wheat aphid)
Lineage: Eukaryota; Metazoa; Arthropoda; Insecta; Hemiptera; Aphididae
Source: RefSeq, a predicted model, not a curated record
ACUUUCAGUAGCAGUAGUGCAGCGGUAGCGGUCGAUAUUGUUUUCCCAGAGAGAAGUUUCCUGAACACAAAUAGUCUCUCCACUUCAAGUCGACUACAGAAAUUGUCUUACACACACAAUUUUAGUUUUUAUAGAAAAUUACUACUUUUACCAAGAUGUCUCAUACCAAUAAUUUCAAGAAAAUGUUAACCAUUGCCGUGGUUUUCGGCGUAGCGUUUGCCGCUCCCAAUAAAGACAAAUCUGAACAGAGUAACGAAAUUGUUCAAUCCGGAUCGUUCAUAACGAAAAACGGAGACUCUGUAUCUGCUUCGUGGGGAGGUUUCCACGCAGCUGCUUCUCUGGCUGAUGAUGGCAGUGCUAUGGCUUCCGCCGGCGGCAACGGCCUUGGUGCCAGUACUGGGUACGGUCCAGGAGGCGCCGGAGCUGAAGCCAGUAUCGGAUCCAUCAGCGCUAGCGAAUUUGCGUCGACCGGAAAGCCAAUAAAACCAAGUACCGGAGGAUACGGUAACAGUGGAAAACCUGAAGGGCCAUACUAUUCAGGAGGAGUCGGAACCGGAAUCGGAGGCAACGGCAGUGGUGGUUUAUUCGAUAGGAUUUUUGCCAUUCCCAUCAAUGUAUUACAGUCUGUCAAUACGUAUUUAAACCACAAACAAAUGCAUCAAGGACAACCAGGAGUUGCGGUUCACGGUCAACACCAGAACAACGGUUUUGCCUCUGCCUCUGCGUCUGCUGUAUCUGGCAGUGCCACGUACGGCAACGCUGACAAAGCUCCGGUAGCAGCUGUCGGUUCUGACUAUGGACACGAGUCUGCUGGAGCCUCCGGAAACGGARAAGGCGCUUCGAUGAUGGUACAGACAAAAACAAAUUACGAUGAAAUAUUCAACAUCCCGAUCACGGCAUUGAGGUCCGUCCAGAACCUGUUGAACGGUUAACUCGUCGCAGUUACUGAAUAAUGACGGUGGUGGUUGGAAUGAUGCUAAAGACAACAAUGCAACCACACAUACACACAUAGUCUUAAUCGUUAGAACCUUGUAAUUUGUAAUAUUAUUAUAAUACUGUGUAACGUUUAGUCUACGUGUAGCUUUGUACCGUGUGUACUCACGUACUAUUUUUAUAUUUAUUAUUAUUAUUUUUUUUUUUUUAUAUAUAAGUAUUUGUAUAAUAUAGUAGUGGUGUAUACUACGUGGAGUGAUUUUUUUGAAACUUCAGACUCCUGCAUAUUUCAUAUUACCAGGUGUAUCUUAUUUUAAAUUCAUCACUUCAUAUAG